GUUUAAUUUCCUCCCAAUCCCGAGUCCCGACUAGUCCUCGCGUCGGUCCUCGAUCUCCUUCCAUAGCCACCUCGAGAAAUACUUAAUUGUCAUUAUCGAGAGACGGAGACCUUCCAGAUUGACGGGGCCUUUUCAGGUAGCUGUACGGAAGAAGAAACAAGCGGUCACCUACGUGCCUUUCAGUCUAUCGCCAAAGGAGGGAGUUCUUCAGGAAGGUAUUCAACCGAGGAAAGCGCUGCGGAACCAUAGGUAUAGCGCAAGGAAGCGACGGCCCUCCACUUGUGAUUCUACAAGAUCGGUCAGCAAUGGCAACGGAAAUGCAGUCGUUUUACACCCCCGCGACCACACAUAUCUCCUCCCACGCGCCGGCUGCAGUGGACGAACUGAUCACCAAAUACUCUUCUACCAUAGCAACUUCGACCUCACCCGGUGCAAGUCAUUUGCCCAUGAAGAACCCCCGCCGCAACAUCUUGCAGCGGUUUGCCGACCGUAUCCUUUUGGAAUACUAUCGCUACGAGGUCACGUUCGGACUCUAUGUGAUGACACCAGGGGAGAAGCUGGUGGCUAACACUUUUGUGAUUGUCGUCCUGUCCCUCUUGUUCUGGGCCCUGCUCGUUUAUUUCCCCGCGCUGCUCUACCAGAAGCUUAGCCGUCUCGUGUGGCUUUUGACCGGCCACAGCAGCGAGGAGAUGAGUGCUGCCUUGGGGAUACUCGACUCCCACGUGAACUCGAUAUCCACGCCCUCUAGCUGAGCCAGACGCUUGAAACCGGGCCGAGGAGGUUGCAUGAACCACAUCAUGACUAUAUUAUUUCACUCCUUUUGGUUUGAAUUGCUUUUUGGUAUAAACAACAGGGUUUGUUGUGAUGGUAAGCGCAGUUGACUUAUUAGCUGGGGCAUGGGGUGCUGACGCGCGAG
Aspergillus sclerotioniger CBS 115572 is the source of this 916-nucleotide messenger RNA. Its product is annotated as serine palmitoyltransferase small subunit family protein. The transcript has a single exon. Lineage: Eukaryota; Fungi; Ascomycota; Eurotiomycetes; Eurotiales; Aspergillaceae. The record is from RefSeq and is a predicted model, not a curated record. The coding region runs from base 306 to 752 and encodes 148 amino acids.